Messenger RNA from Camelina sativa (false flax), 1059 nucleotides. The record is from RefSeq and is a predicted model, not a curated record. Lineage: Eukaryota; Viridiplantae; Streptophyta; Magnoliopsida; Brassicales; Brassicaceae.
AUGAGGCUCAUACAGGUGUAUAUAUUUUUGAGUAUGUUCAAAGGCUGCAUUGAGGAGAUUGGUGAAGAGAAUGUAGUUCAAGUGGUUACUGAUAAUGCUGCUAACAAUAUGGCUGCGACAAGAAUGAUGAAAGAGAUCAAACCGAGUAUAUUUUGGACAUCAUGUGCGACUCACUCCAUCAUUUUGAUGCUUGAAAGCAUAUCGAAACUCACAAAGUUCAAAGGCACAAUUCAGAUGGCGAAAGACUUCACAAUAUUCAUAUAUGCUCAUCAUAAGACAUUGGCGUUGAUGAGAACAUUCACAAAUAGGACAGAGAUUGUGAGACCUGGUGUUACUAGAUUUGCAUCAUCAUUUCUUACUUUGCAAAGUCUCUUGGACAAGAGGUAUCAACUAGCAGCCAUGUUUUCUAGCGUUUUUGGACCAUUGGUCAAACUGCUUCGACUUGUUGAUGGAGAUAAGAAGCCUACAAUGGGAUUUCUGCAUGGAGAACUGAUAGAAGGAAAGAAAAAGAUCAGUGAUGGAUUAAAACAUGUGGAAAAAAAUGUUAAGCCGAUAUUGAGUAUCAUUGAAGAAAAGAUUAAUGGUCGACUUGACAAUCCUUUGCAUCUGACAAGUUAUUUGUUGAACCCAUACUACUUAUAUAAAGAUUCAAGCCAAGCCAACAGUGAUGAGGUACAUACAAAGAAACGAAACAGACUUGCUGUAAGUCGAAUGAACAAUCUUGUGUAUGUCCAAUUCAAUUUAAGAUUGAUGAACCAAAGGAAGAGACAAAAGGAGAAUAAUGUUGAUAUAUUGGUUGCGAAUCAUGCUGUUAAUGCUCAAUCAUGGUUAGUUGAUGGGAUUUCCAAUGAUAGAGAGGACUCACAAUUCGAUUUACAAGGUGAUAUAGGAGAAGAAGAACCAUUUCGAUCAAAAAUUGAUGAUGCAGAUCAAAUUAGAGAGUUAAAUGAUGAGGAUGAUUUCAUAUCCGACAAUGAAGAAGAACUUGAUGAUAUUGAUUGCGAGUCUGACGAUGACCAGAUUCUACAAGUCGACGGAGAAGAAGAACUUGAAGAUUAA